This is a messenger RNA of Dentiscutata erythropus, 197 nucleotides long. Lineage: Eukaryota; Fungi; Glomeromycota; Glomeromycetes; Diversisporales; Gigasporaceae. The record is from the annotation of a GenBank genome assembly.
AUGUUAAGCACUGCAGCACUUCAAAUCCACAUCGAUCUCAACACAAUGAAUAUUUUGCCAGUAGAGCCCACUUCAUGUCCCUAUUAUGAUGGCCAAGAAUUCUUCACAAAAGCCAUUGCUGCCUGCAAUGAAAUUGUGGGACUAAAGUACUAUUCGAAUGCUUCUGCAUUAUCUAUGUUGGUUCCAAUGCCAUAUUG